Messenger RNA from Echinops telfairi (small Madagascar hedgehog), 3705 nucleotides. It is a transcript of the gene SIRAL2, whose product is annotated as family with sequence similarity 118 member A. The transcript is spliced from 9 exons. The record is from RefSeq and is a predicted model, not a curated record. NCBI's taxonomy places the organism in Eukaryota, Metazoa, Chordata, Mammalia, Afrosoricida, Tenrecidae. The coding region runs from base 84 to 1157 and encodes 357 amino acids.
CUGCUGGAGCUGAGACGUCGGCGGCGGAGGCGGCUCGAGCGCCUUCUCGGACCAGCGACUCGGUGGCGCUGCAGGGUUCACAGAUGGAUUCAGUGGCAAAGACCACCAACAGAAGUGAACAGAAAUCAAGAAAGUUCCUGAAAAGCCUGGUCCGGAAGCAGCCACAGGAGCUGCUGCUGGUCAUCGGGACGGGCGUGAGUGCGGCCGUGGCCCCGGGCAUCCCGGCGCUGCGCUCCUGGCGAGGCUGCAUUGAAGCUGUGAUCGAGGCUGCAGGCCAACUGGAGGUGCUCCACCCCGGGGACAUCGCCGAGUUCCGAAGGAAGGUGACCAAGGACCGAGACCUGCUGGUCCUUGCCCACGACCUCAUCCGCAAGAUGUCCCCUCGCACAGGUGACACCAAGCCCAACUUCUUCCAGGACUGCCUCAUGGAGGUCUUCGACAGCCUGGAGCACCACAUCCAGGACCCGCUGGUGCUACAGGCCAUCCUCAACCUGAUGGAGCGUGGCGCUAUGGUGCUCACCACCAACUACGACAACCUGCUCGAGCUCUUUGGGCGGCAACAGGGUCGGCCCAUGGAGUCGCUGGACCUCAAGGACAAGACCAAGGUGCUCCAGUGGGCAAGAGGCCACAUCAAGUAUGGCGUCCUCCACAUCCACGGCCUGUACACUGACCCCUGUGGGAUGGUGCUGGACCCGUCAGGGUAUAAAGAUGUGACUCAAGACUCCGAAGUUAUGGAGGCGCUGCAGAACCUGUACCUGAGCCGGUCCUUCCUGUUCGUGGGCUGCGGGGAGACCCUGCGCGACCAGAUCUUCCAGGCGCUGUUCCUCUACGCGGUGCCCAACAGGGUGGACCUGGAGCACUACAUGCUGGUGCUCAAGGAGGGCGAGGACCACUUCUUCAAGCAGCAGGCUGACCUGCUGCUGCACGGCAUCAAGGUGGUGUCCUACGGGGACUGCUUCGACAGCUUCCCAGGCUACGUGCAGGAGCUCAGCGCCCAGAUCUGCCGCCAGGGGGGCCCAGACGCAGAUCGGGUGGACAGCACCACGCUCCUGAGUAAUGCCUGUCAGGACUGUGCAAAGAGGAAGCUGGAGGAGAAUGGGGUGGAAGUUUCCAAAAGGCUGCGGCUGUCGGACACCGAUGAUGCUGGAGGGUCUUGAGAUCUAAACCCAAUAAAGCCUACAACCUGAGCACCAGCCUCUGUAGCCGCAAUGCCACAUGCGAGCGAUGAGGACCGGCCAGAGAAGGCCACUCGGAUCUCAGUUCUCCACCGUCACCUACCCCCCAAAAGAACACGUGAGGCUGAGGCUGGGUGAAGGCGCCCCCGCCUGUCUGCCUGCUGGCAGGGGUAACACACCACAUCAGGUAGUUCUGUCAGGACCGUCGAUGGGACCGGCUAUCUCAGGGACCGGAACCUGGGCCAGCCCUCAACAAUGAGGGGUGAGUGAAGACUGGCCUACCCAGCAACCCUGGUUGCCAAAGAGAAAAUGAGAAACCAGACACUGACAUUUUAUCCCGUCUCUGCCAACAGUUGUCUCUGCGGAGGAAAGACUCGAAAGGCGUGUUUGUUGCAUCGUUAAAUAGUGAGGGGUGAGUGGGACCCACAGGCCCAGGAGCAGCUAGUGAGAGUGGUGGUUUAAGGACAAUCAAUGGAAUGGGGUGGUUUCAGCUGCCUCUGUUCCAAAGACAUUAGCGGGCCCCUUCACAGUGCAGUCCCGCCACCCUGGCCUCAGGGCAAAAAAGCAGCCUCAAUUUGUCACUUAGUUGUAGUUAAAACUCCCAGUUUUCCGGUCUUUUGGGGUCAGUGCAGCCUUCCUGUCCUCAGCGCUUGGGGCCCAGCCGGGGCCCUAGUGAAGGGGCCGCGCAGAGAGAGGACAAAGGCCUGCAGAGGCUGCCAGCCCUUGAUGGGACGUUUCUUGCCGAGACUGUGCCACUCCCCAUCGAUGGCAUCGAAGCACUGCAGCACUGUUACACGUCACGGAUCUUGAAGCUUCAGAUGUCCCUCCUAAGAGCUGUUUCCUUCUGCAGCACAGACAGGCUAUCAUGCUGGUCCUGAAUCGAGCGCUAACCUCGUUCGUGUGUGCAUCUCUGUGGCUCUGAGCAGCGGUGUCAGCCAACAAGUUGUAGCUCGAGCUGCCACUCCCCUGGAAGGCCACGUCAUCGAUUAGCACAUGUUUAAAAUAAACUUCCUGUGGACCACUGAGGAAGUGCAGUUGGGCUGGGCAUCCUCUGGAAGGCACUGUGGGUGUGGGCUGAGGGCCAGCUCUUGGCCCCUUCACCAGGCUGCAACCUACCCACUGCCGUUGUCCCUUACCACCCUUCUGGUGUGAGCAGGGUCUGUCCACUGUGUCCCUGUUUGCUCAAGCCAGAAUGGGCUUUCCAUCGUGCCUCCCCAGACCUAACGUCAUUCUUGGGGUCUUUAAGAAGUUUGCUCACUUCUCUCCCUGAUCCACAUGCUUCUCUCCCUGAUCCACAUGUGCCCCGCAAUGGCCACACAUGCCUCGCGGGUCUCUCCCUUCCCAGCUCCUGCCUCAGCUGGGGUGAGAAUCUGGGAACUCCUUCCACUUUCGCUGCCUGCUGCCACCAGCAGCCAUGGGUCCUCUCAGGAGUGAGGUGCUUUGGGUAGUGUUGCAGCGCUGGCGAACUUCUUAAUCAUGUAACAGGUUCAGGUGGCUGUGGCUUUUACUAGGGUCCUGGUUGGUGUGUGUCACUGAGGUUUUGAGUGAUAUGUCUUGACUCCCCCGUUCCCCAUGGGCCCCGUGCAGUGUGAGCAGAGCAGACUGGGCUGAGGCUCACCUGUGACUCUGGAUCACCCGACUUGAGGGGUGGGUCUAAAGAAGCUGCUGGCAGCAAUGAUGGGACCACUCGAUGGUGAGGUUGGCAUUUUUCAAGCCAGACUGAAAACUAGUAUGGGCCUGAAUAUAUGAAGCAUGCAUGAACCAGUAUGAUGCCCAGGAUGGCAAUAAUCCUAGGUCAGCGCCUGCCAGAAAUGGGAUCCUCCUCUUAGAAAAAAAGAGCAGCUUGUGUGUUGCAUGGCAACCAGGCGUCUUGACUGGAAGAGUCUGAAACAGUGGCCCAAAGAUGGCUGCUAUCCCGCCCUGCUAGGAGUCUCAGUCCAGUCUGAGCAGUGAUCCAGUCCCAAGCAUCAGGCUCUCCUGCGGUCUCCUGUCCCAUAAUUGUCAUUUGAGCACACCUACAUUUUACAAAUGUAAGCUUACUCCACUGUGCUGUGGUGGCCACUAGGGAACUGGUUUGAAGCCCUGCUUUCAGGAGCUGGAGGUGCAGGUGAUGUCGUCCUCACUGGGGGCCAAUACUAGACUCAGGAGAAUCCAGUGAUAAUUUGAGAUGCAUAGCUUUUGUGACAAUCUACGUUGGCCCCAAAUACAUUAUUGUUACAUGAAGCAGUGGUGAGUGUCGCAGGAAAGCAAUCCCAUCACUUCCAGAGGCUGCUCCUGGGCUAGCUCUCGGGCCCAACAAGGUCUAAGGAGAAGACUACCAGUGGUUAUUGGUUCACUUAGAAAUGGAAAUGGAGUCCUUUAGAAAAUUCUACAUCUUUUCUACCCACAAUAUAUUGAAUAGAGAUGUCAUCUGUUAUUUGAGAAAGCCUGUGGUUUUCCAGUUUCCUUAAAUUAUAUUCAGAAAAAUGUCGAUAGCAUGGGAACAGACCUUUUUCAGUUUGACCAUUAAACUUGGUUUUGCUUCUCAAAA